Molecule: messenger RNA, 2862 nt
Organism: Canis lupus familiaris (dog)
Lineage: Eukaryota; Metazoa; Chordata; Mammalia; Carnivora; Canidae
Gene: WDR4
Product: WD repeat domain 4
Exons: 11
Coding region: 41-1261 (406 amino acids)
Biological process (GO): RNA (guanine-N7)-methylation
Cellular component (GO): cytosol; tRNA methyltransferase complex; nucleus
Molecular function (GO): protein binding; tRNA (guanine(46)-N7)-methyltransferase activity
Source: RefSeq, a predicted model, not a curated record
GCGGCGCACGUGGGGGGCGGCGCGGCGGUCCGGCGGGCGCAUGGCGAGUUCCGCGGGGCUGGCGCUGUGCGGGCAGGCGCUGGUGGUGCGCGGCGGCAGCCGGUUCCUCGCCACCUCCACUGCGAGCAGUGAUGAUGACGUCCUCUUCACAUAUGAUUGCAGCACAGCAGAAAAGCCACAGGAGAAUAAAGGGGAGGACGGGCAGCCCGUGGAUAAGGGGAGUGACACGAUUCUGGCGUCCACCUUCUCCAAGUCUGGCAGCUAUUUUGCUUUAACUGAUGACAGUAAGCGUCUGAUUCUUUUCCGUACAAAACCAUGGCAAUGUCUGAGUGUCAGGACCGUGGUGAGGAGGUGCACGGCCCUGACCUUCACGGCCUCGGAGGAGAAGCUUUUGGUGGCCGACAAGUCUGGGGACGUUUAUUCCUUUCCUGUGUUGGAGCCACAGAGAUGCGGUCAGCUUGAGCUUGGGCACCUGUCAAUGUUGUUGGACGUGGCUGUGAGUCCCGAUGACCGCUACGUCCUCACUGCCGACCGGGAUGAGAAGAUCCGGGUCAGCUGGGCUGCGGCACCGCACAGCAUCGAGUCCUUCUGCCUUGGGCACACAGAGUUUGUGAGCCGCAUCUUCGUGGUGCCCGACCACCCCGAGCUGCUGCUGUCCUCCUCUGGGGACUGCACGCUGAGGCUCUGGGAGUACCGCGGGGGCCGAGAGCUGCACUGCUGCCACCUGACCAGCCUGCGGGAGCCAGCGGAGCCGUGCGGUGACAAGAGGUUUGCUGCAUCCAGGAUCGCUUACUGGAGCCAGGAGAGCUGUGUGGCGCUGCUGUGUGACUGUAUUCCUGUGGUCUACAUCUUCCAGCUCGAUGCCUCUAGACAGCAGCUGGUUUACAAACAGCAGCUGGAUUUUCAGCACAGAGUGUGGGACAUUGCUUUCGAGGAGAGCCAGGGACUGUGGGUCCUGCAAGACUACCGGGAAGCCCCCCUUGUGCUAUGCAGGCCUGUGGGGGGCCAGUGGCAGGCUGUUCCUGAAAAUGCCGCUUUAAAGAAGGUCUCUGCCCAUGUUCAGGAGAAUUGGGCCAUGUUGGAAGGCAUGGCUGGCGUGGAUGUUGGCUUCAGUGGUCUCUACAAGGCCACCUUUGACAACGUGACCGCCUACCUGAGGAAGAAGGAGGAGAGGCUGCAGAAGCGGCGACAGAACCCGCCCCCUGGGCCUAACGGGCAGGCCAAGAAGAUGAAGCCGGGGGAGGCAUCCGUGAGGUCCUAGCCACACCAGCUGCGCCCUCUCCCUGCUGGCGGCUCCCUUGAAGAAGCAAAAAGGGGGAUGUCGUUCCCAACCCACGCUUGGUGGCAGUCAGGUCCGCACCAGCUCAGCGCACACUGGGCCGUCCCAGAGAACGGGUUGGUGUCCUGGGCUCUAGAACUUCUGCCGCUGAGCAGAGGCUCCUCUGCCUGGCACCUUGGGCACCCCCUGGCUGAAGGGAAGCUGUGCCACGUGUGACUCAAAUAGAGAUACUACAAGUGAGUAGUGCAAGUGCCUCGAAGCACUUUUUCUUCAUAUUGGAGGAAAUUGGAACCUGCAGCACGGUGGCUGUGGGUUUUGCACUGUUCCCCUAACGCUGGAUGCGUUUUCCUCCCCGGGGAGACCCACACACCAAACGUGUUUAUGGCAGUGCAAUAGACCCGUUUUGUCCCCACGUCUCCCUCUACGUGGUGUACUGCACCGUCCAGCAUGGGGGCCCACUGGCCACGUGGGUGCUGCUCAGGGCUGGGUCCCUGCAUGGCGAGCCAUGUCCAUUCAGGAAAUGCAGCUGCCGCCACCGCGAUGCAGCCUUAGUGGGGAUGUAGGGCGCAGACCGGGCAGAUUUCGGGGUAUAUGAGGACCCAGGAGCCCCGGCUGGAACUGAGUUCUCCAGGGAGAUGGUUGAGGACGUCAUGUAUGUUUGCAAUUUCCACGUGAGCUCUGUGCACACGAGGCAGAGACUGGGGCUGUCGGCUGAAUUCUAAUCACUGAUCAAUAAAGAUGAGCUUUUUGCAGCUUCGGGAAAUGUGUAGCGGCAACAUUUGGAACUGAUUCAGAAUAUAUGGAGCAAAACCAUUUUUGACGAGUGUACUGUUUAUGACGGAAAUGUUGACUUUCUGGGAUGAAAGAGUUUUUUGGUGGUUGGGCUUUAUAGAUGUGUCUGCUGAUUUAUUUAUCCAUGCUUUUACCCGCUCUCCAGUGAUCGGUCUCAAACAUGGGAAAACCCGUGUAUGUCCGUGAUGAAUUCGGAGCGGGCUUUCUUGGGGUAUGUACAACAGAUUAUUUUGUGUGUCAGGAGCUGGAAAGCUCCAGCUUUUCCCUGAGUGCCUUGUUUUAUUUUACACACUGAUCUGAAAGUACUGCUGUGUGUGGACUGCUCGGGGUCCCUCCCCACUUGGGGACUGCUGGGUAGAGCUCCAGGAGCAGAGGGGGUGUGCCUGGGACAGGAUGGGGGUGCUGGGGUCUGCCUCUAGGGACCUCGUUAGCUGUGUUCUCAUUGACAACCUGCUUUGAAAUUCUUGGUUUAGGAGAAAUUUAGGUUUGGCCUUUCCAGUGUCUUGUGAAGUGGUCUGCAGGCCAAGUCCUGUCGCUGCUUGAUUUUAUAUGGCCUGUGAGCUAGGAAUGGCUUCUACGUUUUUAAAUGGUUGAAAACAAAUCAAAAGAUAUUAUUUCAUGUCGUAUUAAAAUAUACGUGGUUCAAAUUCCAGCAUCCUUAAAUAAAAUUUUACUGGGACACAGCUGUGCCUGUUGGUUUAGGUACGGUUUCCGUCUGUGCUCCAGCAGCAGACUGGGCCAGUUGCCACAGAGACCAAAUGGCCAGCAGAGUCCAAAGUAUUUACGACCCA